UGAUGUCCGACUUGUUCGCCUAUUUAUUAUAUGAUUCAAUAGAGGACAAUACACAACUACACAGCAUACAACUUUAACAAAUACACAUCUAUAUUUCUCCCAGAAGUAUAUCAAGAUGGGCAGAGCAAUGGCGGUGUUGUUGAUGGCAAUUUCGCUUGGUUGCUGCAAUAUAGUGAACGGCGCGCCGCCGACUGUUCUCACCAGAGUCAUGCCGAGGAGAGGAGCCGACAGCUGCAAGCCGCUUGUGAUUGCCCACCGCGGAGCCAGCGGCUACGUGCCAGAGCACACACUGGGUGCCUACGCCCUCGCUAUCACCAUGGGCGCGGACUACGUCGAGCCCGACCUUGUGAUGACCGCCGACGGAUACCUCAUUGCCCGACACGACAACGAGCUCGGCCUCACCACGGAUGUCGCACAGCGCCCCGAAUUCGCCGGUCGCUUCAGAACGCAAAUUGUCGACGGCCGACAAAUGACCGGCUGGUUCACCGAAGAUUUCACCCUCGCCGAAAUAAAAACGCUGCGAGCUGUUGAACGCAUACCAAACUCGAGGCCUGGCAACGCAAGAAUGGACGGCGCUUUCGACAUUCCUACAUUCCAAGAAAUUAUAGAUCUUGUAAAAAGCAUGGAGAUAAGCGAGGGGCGCACCAUUGGCAUUUAUCCGGAAAUUAAACACGGUACCCAUUUCCAACAUUUAGGAUUGGGAAUGGAACGAUCGCUAGUUGAUACGUUUCACAGAAAUGGAUACAUCGGACCGCUGGCUCCGGCUUACAUUCAGUCGUUUGAAGUAAAUAAUUUAAAGGAGCUUAAGGAGCUGACGGAUCUUCGUUUAAUACAGUUGUACGGCGGUAACCCGGCAAACCAGCCUUUCGAUCAGUUUGUUACUGGCACAAAACUGACAUACGCCGAAAUGGCAACACCAGAGGGGCUUAGAGAAAUUGCAAAGUAUGCGCACGCGGUGGGACCAGAAAAGAACUAUAUUAUACCUCGUAAAGAGGAUAAUACAUUGGGCGAACCCACUAACUUUGUAAAAGAUGCUCACGCAGCGGGUUUGGAGGUUCACCCGUACACUUUCCGUGCUGAGAAUUCUUUCUUGCCUGCGGAAUAUCGCAGCGAAAGCCAUUCAGAGGCUGCAAUCGGGGAUUUUAAUGGAGAAUUAAUAACUUUUAUUGCGACCGGAAUUGAUGGACUGUUCGUUGACCAACCGGAUGUGCCCUUACGCGUCAGAGAUAUUUGUUUGGAAAACAAGCUACAGUAGGAUUUUUUGUGUUAAAUUAUAAUAUUUAUUAUAAAUGGCUUAAGUUUGUA
This is a messenger RNA of Papilio xuthus (Asian swallowtail), 1305 nucleotides long. Its product is annotated as glycerophosphodiester phosphodiesterase GDPD6-like. The transcript is spliced from 2 exons. Gene Ontology annotation, molecular function: glycerophosphodiester phosphodiesterase activity. The coding region runs from base 116 to 1255 and encodes 379 amino acids. The record is from RefSeq and is a predicted model, not a curated record. Gene Ontology annotation, cellular component: periplasmic space. NCBI's taxonomy places the organism in Eukaryota, Metazoa, Arthropoda, Insecta, Lepidoptera, Papilionidae. Gene Ontology annotation, biological process: lipid metabolic process.